AGAAGAUAGAUAAAUUAUGCGGUAUUCACGCAUGACAUGCGUAAGCAUGAAACUAAAUCUAAUUUGGUUGCUCCAAAUAUUAUGCAAAGUUUAAAGUAGUGCUCCAUGCAGACAUGAACACAUCACACGUACGCAUGUAUUAUGUGUAUGUAGAGACACACGUACGCAUACCUAUAUUCACACAAUGAUCUUCACUUUCUCAAACAAACCAAAAAAAACAAAGAUCACACUGUCUUCAAUUAGUUUCAAAUUUGUUCUUCACCUAUUGCUUUUAUUUCCGAGUAUUUCUAUUUACAAUAAAGACAAAGAGAGUGUAAAUGAUAAAAGUCAACCAUAUCCCAUCAUUUGGUCUUUGGUUUCCCGACGUCCCACUUUUGUAAAAAUCAUCUGUUCAUUUUCCAUUCUUUAUCUUUUUUCCUACACAACUGGAUAUCACCAAUGAUAUCAUUAUACACUAUACCACUAUCAUUUCACACUUCUCUUCUAUAUAUACAUAAGCUUAAGUCUUGUAACAAGAAAGUCAUAGCAAUAUUUGCUAAUUAAAACAUAUAGCAAUGAAGGUUCAUGAGUUUUCUAAUGGAUUUUCUUCUUCGUGGGAUCAACAUGACUCGACAUCAUCCCUUAGCCUAAGCUGCAAACGCCUCCGUCCUCUCGCCCCGAAGCUUUCCGGCAGCCCUCCCUCCCCUCCUUCUUCUUCCUCCGGCGUCACUUCUGCCACUUUUGACCUCAAAAGCUUCAUUAGACCUGAUCUAACCGGUCCGACAAAAUUUGAACACAAACGAGACCCUCCUCAUCAAUUGGAGACGCACCCGGGAGGGACAAGGUGGAACCCGACUCAAGAACAGAUAGGGAUACUUGAGAUGUUGUACAAAGGUGGAAUGCGUACUCCUAACGCUCAACAGAUCGAGCAUAUCACAUCGCAACUCGGUAAGUACGGGAAAAUCGAAGGGAAAAAUGUGUUCUAUUGGUUCCAGAACCACAAAGCCCGCGAGAGACAGAAGCAGAAGAGGAACAACCUCAUCAGCCUAAGUUGCCAAAGCAGCUUCACGACCACUAGUAUCUCUAACCCGAGUGUAGCAACGAAGACAAGAACUUCAUCGUCACUAGACACCAGGAGAGCAUCCAUGGUGGAGAAGGAGGAGUUAGUGGAAGAGAAUGAGUACAAGAGGACAUGUAGGAGCUGGGGAUUUGAGAACUUGGAGAUAGAGAACAGAAGAAACAAAAAUAGUAGUACUAUGGCAACUACUAUUAAUAAAAUCAUUGACAAUGUAACCCUCGAGCUUUUUCCUCUGCACCCUGAAGGUAGAUGAAGUCAUGAAGAUGAGGCAGAAAAUUGUGGAAUUCUUAUGUAGAUCUGGUUUAGGUUCAGAGGAAGCAAUUGGUAUCUAGAAAUAAAAUAAAAAUAAGAGUAAGUCUCUAAAACUACAAAAUCUACUUAAGAAUUCCCUUAUUAAUCUGCGAGUUUUAUGUAUUCUGUGUAGAUUAUUUUUGCGAUGUAACCUUAAUGAUGAAUGCUUAGUUUAGCUCAUCUCUUUUCAUCUUUGUUCUUAACAAAUUCACUCGUGAUUAGUUGUACUGUCUUCUGAUUGGUCAUUACGUAUUUUAUCUUAAA
Arabidopsis lyrata subsp. lyrata is the source of this 1612-nucleotide messenger RNA. RefSeq names its product WUSCHEL-related homeobox 4. Lineage: Eukaryota; Viridiplantae; Streptophyta; Magnoliopsida; Brassicales; Brassicaceae. Gene Ontology annotation, biological process: cell division; phloem or xylem histogenesis; procambium histogenesis. The record is from RefSeq and is a predicted model, not a curated record. Bases 555 to 1310 code for a protein of 251 amino acids. Gene Ontology annotation, molecular function: DNA-binding transcription factor activity; DNA binding. The transcript is spliced from 3 exons. Gene Ontology annotation, cellular component: nucleus.